GUUAGUUAUUUGUACUCUGGAGGCGGUUAUGCUGUAUAUUUUGUAGCUUUCGAAUUUCCAGAUUGUAGGCUAUGUAUCGCUGUGGCAUGUUUACUGUUCCAUCUCUUUCUUGAAGGAGGACUCGUUAUAUGGAAGCUUUCUUGGAACCCAAUCCGUCUUGACCUUUCCUUGGCCUGGACUGUGAGGAACCUAAAUUAGACCGCAAUGGUUCAGCUUGGGAACAUAUGGAGCCUGACUGGCAGCGCCCUCGCGUUUUCCUGUCUGCAGUCUAUUAAAGUCUCGGCGAGCCCGACUAUAAACGUUGCGUUGGCAGCUUCAUUCACCUCUGCGCCAUAUCUUAUCGAGUUGCUUGAAACUGCCGGAGACGAAAAUUCAACCUCAUACUUCCCAUUACUAGACCGAAUCGCAGAGGGACACUUUAAAGAUGCGAGAACAGACCUUGAAUUGUACAACUCCUUCGUGAAGGUGCUCCGAGAUGAUGGACACCUCGACUCAGAGGGACUCGCAUCCUAUAGUCUUGCGCUUUCUCUGCGGACUUCUGCCCCAAGAAUUGAAGCCCAAUACCAAUUUUACGACACCGCUAUUGAGCCGUCAGGAGACGAUUCAUCAUGCCUCGCAUGGGUUCUCUUUGGGGGCAAGAAGCAUUGCUCUCCGGCACUAGACGAGGCCCAUGGCACAUAUAAUGGCCGAAGAGGAACUGAACAGCUUCAAUUUGAUAGAAUUACUGGGAAUCUGUCCGCGCCAGCUUCCAUUCUUUAUGCUGAUAUUACGUCUCCGGAGUUUAGCCAAUUCCAUAAAAAAUUAAUCCAAAAAGCACAGAAACAAGAGAUAUCAUACCGCAUCCGCCACAAGAAGCCGACUGCUCAGGAACCCAGGCCUCUUAUCAUCGGUGGAUAUGGUGUCGAAUUAGCUCUAAAGCGCACAGACUACAUAGUCAUUGAUGAUAGAGAAGCUGAGGCUCAAGUGCAAGUGGGGUCGGCAAAGGCAGAAGUUGUUCUUGAGGAUGAAGAACUUGCGGACUUGAAGCCGCUUUCGGCAUCUGAACUGGUCUCUCUUGGGCUAAAAGCAUCGAGUUUUAUUAUGCAAAACGAAAACCCCUUUGAGGUGUUGACUCGACUCUCGCAAGACUUUCCGAGAUAUUCAUCGGCCAUCGCCGCUCAUAAUGUAUCAUCUGAUUUUGCCGAGGAGCAUCUUUAUAACCGCGGUCAGCUAGUGCCAGCCGGUACGAAUGUUGUUUGGAUCAAUGGUUUGCAAGUACCGGCGAGGCACAUGGAUGCCUUCAGCAUGCUUGACAUACUGCGGAAGGAAAGGAAGCAUUUGAAAAAGUUUUCUCAGCUCGGGUUGACCGGGUCGCAAACGAUCAGCCUCCUGUCUCAUAAAGAUAUUGCCUUUACAAAGGCUGACGGUGAACCUGCGAGGUUUGAUUGGAGGGACAGCGACGGAGAUGUCAUCAUAUGGCUAAACAACAUAGAAAAAGACAAGCGCUAUGACGGAUGGAUGACAACUGUUAGAACGCUUUUACAAGCAGGAUAUCCAGGGCAAUUGCCUCAAGUACGGAAAGACCUGUUCAAUCUGGUUUUCCCCGUCGACUUGUCAAAUCUUGAGGAUGUAGAACUCGUCGUCACCCAACUAUCAGAAUUUGUUAAAAGGGCAUUGCCGUUACGAUUCGGUCUGGUACCGCUGACAAACUCCAAUGCUGCUCUUGAACAGGCCAAGAUUGCCUAUUACCUACUGGACAGUUACGGUUUGUCAACUAUGGUGGCCUACCUCAACGGAUAUUUUGCCUCGAAGGGAACUCCAUCGUCGAGAAAUGCCAAUUUUGAAGCUGCAAUCGAGGAGCGUAAACUCCUGGGCGACAAAGUAGCCAAAUCAUUGGAAGAGGUCCUGGACGCAGAUGAAGCAAACGGGUCAAUCGAACAUUCGAAACAAUGGAGCGCCAGACUUGGAGCAAACGACAAAGUACCCCCGGUGUUUGUGAAUGGAGCUGCUGUGCCGCGCGAUGAGACCUGGAUGCAAGGGAUGAGCCAGCGUGUUCAGAUGGAUCUCCGACUUAUGCAGCAGGCAGUUUUCGAAAAUACCGUGACUGAUGAUCACUGGCCUCCAAUGCUGUACCUGCACGAUGCCGCUUCUGGCCGAAACCCCUUUCUCAUGCCGGAGAACGACAAAGAUCUUCAACUGUUUGAUGUCAACGCCAUUUACUCUGAUUAUGCCGAGGCAUUGGAAGGCCUUCCUGUUAUGAAAAGCGACCCCUCCACUGUGCAAGAUGACUGGGCAUACAUGAUUCUGAUAGCUGACGUGGAGAGCGCACAAGGCAAACGGCUUUUAAUGGCGGCAGCUGAGUUCAUCAAGAAGAACCCUUCAGUUGAACUUGUUAUUGUCCCCAGUUCAGAGUCUCCAGCAGGAAUCUUGAGCGUACACGAGUAUAUGGCUAAAAGAUCGUUCCAACCACUGAAAUCUGUCGAUGAUUUGGAUAGCCUUGUCGAAGCGGUGUCAAUAACCGCUGGCGAUGAAGAAAGGCAGAUUACAACACAGAUCUCGGAAAAAUGGUCCGCGAUAGAAGGCCUUGUGGGAUCGUUGGGACUAAAACCUGGUCAACAAGGACUUCUGUUAAAUGGUCGAUUGGUCGGCCCAAUUCCGAACGAGGUCGAGCUCGGAGUCAAUGAAUUGGACCAGCUCCUCAGCUUUGAGCGAACCAAGAGAAUCAAGCCUGUUUUGGCGGCUGUUAAAGCUCUCGGAUUCUCCGAUGCAAUCAGCGACCCGCUGGCGAGCUCUAAACUCACAUCACUUGUGACUUUGUCGUUUAUUUCCAAUGUCCCCGAGGGAAUUUUCGAGCAAGCGUCUACUUUGAGAAUCGACUCCUUCAAGGCCUGGAAAUCCGAGUUUACGGCGAUUGAAAUCGGUGAUGAGUCCACUGCUUCUAUUCAUAUUCAAGUCGCGCUGGACCCGGCGAGUCAGGAAUCCCAGCGCUCGAUUCCAAUCUUGAAGGUGCUGUCGGAGCUAGAUGGAGUAUACCUGAAACUGUUUCUCAACCCUAAGGAUAUACUCAAGGAGAUCCCGAUCAAGCGCUUCUACCGUUAUGUCCUAGAGUCAAAGCCGAUGUUUAAUGCCGAUGGCAGUUUGAAGGAUAUCAAAGCGCAGUUUGUGAGCGUUCCUCAGGAAGCUCUGCUGACAGUGGGCAUGGAUGUGCCAGCUCCAUGGCUUGUAGCACCGAAGCAAUCUGUUACCGAUUUGGACAACAUCAAGUUGAGUUCCGUUAACGGCGAUGUCAAUGCUGUCUACGAGUUACAGCACAUCCUAAUCGAAGGACACUCAUCAGAGAAGGAGACCGGACAAGCUCCAAGAGGGGCCCAACUUCUCUUGGGUACUGCAGCCGAUGCCCACUUUGCCGAUACCAUCAUCAUGGCCAACCUUGGUUACUUCCAAUUCAAGGCGAAUCCAGGAUUCUACAAGAUAAAUCUCCAAGAGGGCCCCAGCUCCAAGAUUUACAGCAUCGACACCCUCGGAGCCUCAGGACGCGAUGCCGCACAACCAGACGAAACCACCGAAAUCUCCCUCAUCAGCUUCCAAGGCCUGACCCUCUUCCCGCAACUCUCCCGCAACCCCGGCCAAGAAACCGAAGACGUCCUCGAGCCUACCACAGACCUAAAAGACGACAUCGUCAGCAAGGGCCGCAAGCUCGCCCAAAACAUCCUCAACUUCGGCAGCAAGAAGUCCACCACCGCGGUGCAAACCACGCAAGCGGAAAUCAACAUCUUCUCCGUCGCCAGCGGCCACCUCUACGAGCGCAUGCUCAACAUCAUGAUGGUCAGCGUGAUGAAGCACACGAACCACACGGUGAAAUUCUGGUUCAUCGAACAAUUCCUCUCCCCCUCCUUCAAGCAAUCCAUCCCCUCCCUCGCCGCGGCCUACGGCUUCGACUACGAGAUGGUGACGUAUAAGUGGCCUCACUGGCUGCGCGCGCAGUCCGAGAAGCAGCGCGAGAUUUGGGGAUACAAAAUCCUCUUCCUCGACGUCCUGUUCCCCCUGUCCCUCGAUAAAGUCAUCUUCGUCGACGCAGACCAAAUCGUGCGUACCGAUAUGCGGGAAUUGGUUGAUAUCGACCUCCAAGGCGCCCCCUACGGCUUCACCCCCAUGUGCGACUCCCGCACCGAAAUGGAAGGCUUCCGCUUCUGGAAACAAGGGUACUGGAAAUCCUUCCUGCGCGGGCUCCCCUACCACAUCUCAGCCCUGUACGUCGUCGACCUUCGCCGCUUCCGCGAGAUCGCCGCCGGCGACCGAUUGAGGCAGCAAUACCACCAACUCAGUGCCGACCCAGGGAGUCUGGCGAACCUGGACCAGGAUCUGCCGAAUCAUAUGCAGGCGCAUCUUCCCAUUUUUAGUCUGCCGCAGGAGUGGUUGUGGUGCGAGACUUGGUGUAGUGAUGAGAGUCUCGCGGGGGCGAAGACGAUUGAUCUUUGUAAUAACCCGUUGACGAAGGAGCCGAAGUUGGAGAGGGCUAGGAGGCAGGUGCCGGAGUGGGGGGUUUAUGAUGAGGAGAUUGCAGGGGUUUUUAGGGCGGCGAAGAAUGGGGGGGAGCAGGAGGUGGGGGCCAAGAACCAGAAGAGUAGGACACUGGAGGAGGAAGAGGGGAGGAAUGAGAAGAGUAGGACUAUGGAGGCGGAGACUACUAAGGGGGUGAAGGAUGAGUUGUAG
Messenger RNA from Pseudogymnoascus verrucosus, 4692 nucleotides. RefSeq lists its product as uncharacterized. The record is from RefSeq and is a predicted model, not a curated record. The coding region runs from base 205 to 4692 and encodes 1495 amino acids. The transcript is spliced from 4 exons. Gene Ontology annotation, molecular function: UDP-glucose:glycoprotein glucosyltransferase activity. NCBI's taxonomy places the organism in Eukaryota, Fungi, Ascomycota, Leotiomycetes, Thelebolales, Thelebolaceae. Gene Ontology annotation, cellular component: endoplasmic reticulum.